UUCCCCUCCUGAGCUUAGCCUGCUGUACAUAGUUUAAGACCUUUCCUCCCUAUUUAUAGUGUUGGCCCUUGCAACAAUGUCAUCUGUAACUCGACUCCAUCUGUUAAGUCAGAGCAUGUUGAAUGUCAGUUGCCAGAAGCAGAAGCACUGCAGCUCACUUCCCGCUGAGUCGCUCGCUGGGAGCCACAUGGAGUCUGCGGAACAACUGAGACCUUGUGGGGCCUGCAACCUCUUAGGUGUGCCGGGUCUCAUCUCCAUGGAUGUGGACGAUGACGAGUGUGAUAUAGUGAUCGGCAUUAGGCCCAAGUCUUCUCCUCUUCCGCGAAGAAAGAGUUCUCUCAGUGACGAGGACUCUGAGCCCGGGCCGCCCCUGUGUGGCUCCAGGAGAGUGUCAUUUGCAGACGCCAACGGCCUCAGCUUGGUGCAAGUCAAGGAGUUUGACAUUUGGGAUGUACCCAAGCUGCCGGAAUAUGACUCCUCCGAGGGGAAGGAUAAAGUUUCAGUGGAAUACAUUAUAUCUCCACUGAAUUUCUCACUUCCAUUGUCUAGAGAGGUGUUGUUCGACAAAGUCCGGGAUCAGAAAUUGGAGUUGGAGAGCAUCCAAUUACUUCCAGGGACCACAAUACUGAAAGGAGUGAUCCGGGUCCUCAACAUCUCCUUCGAUAAGGCGGUGUACGUCCGAACAUCUUUGGACUCCUGGUCCAGCCACUUCGACCUCCUGACAGAGUACAUGCCCGGCUCCAGUGAGGGUCUGACGGACUGUUUCUCGUUUAAACUCACCUUAAUUCCCCCAUUCGGGGAGCAGGGAGCCGGAGUAGACUUUUGUCUGCGAUAUGAGACUUCAGUCGGGACGUUCUGGGCCAACAAUGACAACAGGAACUACAUGCUGUGCUUUCACCAGAGAGCUAAGGAGCAGAGAGAACAAACAGAGAAAGAAAACGUGAAGAAGAAAAGCUGUCUUAAGAGUGUCGGUCAGAACUUCUCCACUCUGGAAAAUAACCCAGCAAUGGAAACGUCCCUUCAGGAAAGUAAAAAACAGAUGUGUCAAAACAAGGACAGGAAGUGGACACAAUGCAGGCCAAACAAAUCUCUGAUGCUCAGUCAGGAACAUCAGAGGAGGAUGGUGAGAAAAUACUGACCAAGAGCAGACGGAACUGCAGCCGAAGGAGCCGCAGAAAGGCAGCGCGGAUGGCUCGGGUACAGGACUACUUUGCUCA
Messenger RNA from Labrus bergylta (ballan wrasse), 1217 nucleotides. RefSeq names its product protein phosphatase 1 regulatory subunit 3A. Gene Ontology annotation, cellular component: protein phosphatase type 1 complex. Gene Ontology annotation, molecular function: protein phosphatase 1 binding; glycogen binding. The record is from RefSeq and is a predicted model, not a curated record. Lineage: Eukaryota; Metazoa; Chordata; Actinopteri; Labriformes; Labridae. Gene Ontology annotation, biological process: regulation of glycogen biosynthetic process.